Messenger RNA from Conger conger (European conger), 1811 nucleotides. RefSeq names its product serine/arginine repetitive matrix protein 1-like. The record is from RefSeq and is a predicted model, not a curated record. The coding region runs from base 36 to 1250 and encodes 404 amino acids. Lineage: Eukaryota; Metazoa; Chordata; Actinopteri; Anguilliformes; Congridae. The transcript is spliced from 7 exons.
GUUUUCAUAUCGCGGCCACACACGAAGAAUAAAGGAUGGAUAAUUAUAUCAAAAGGCAUAUGAAAGAAAACGACGAUUUUUUCAGGAAUACGUUAGAGCGGAUUUUUGAAAAGUAUUCCAGAGUUGAUGGCUCGGGAGUGUUAGUGUGUUUGCAGUCCAUGACUUGCCGUACGGAAGAAGGCAUCCGACCUUGGAAUGGAGAAGAGGUUGAAAGACAGAUGAGGUCACUGAAGACCAUUGCAGAUUCCUCAGGAAUUCCAGCCAGAGGAUGUGACAUCAGUGGAGAUAUUCAACUGGAUGACUCGCAGACCUGCAGCGACGGCACUUCGGUUUUUCUGUGGAAUCAGAGACUGUGUCCUGUAAGAGCUUCAAUCAGCUCACUGCUUACAGCGGUAUCUCUGGCGUGGGAGUCUGGCCCAGACGGGAGUGCAGUGCAGUCCUCCAGCCUGCAGGGGGCAGUGCAGCCGGAGCAGCAGGACGAGGAGCUGGAGCGCACGCUGAGCAGCCGGGGCAGCCUCCUGGACCUGUAUCCCAGCAUGCUCUGCAGGGUGGGCGGGGCCUGGCGCAGGCAGGCAGUGACGGAGGCAGCCAAUGCUGUGCUGCGCAGAUAUGGCAGACGGGGCUGGCCCCCCAGUCACGCCCCCAAACCAGCUCACAAGCCGUGGAGGCGGGGCCUUCAGGCAGGAGGGGCGGGGCCAGGUCCCGUGGUGACGGACAGUGGCAGCUCCCCGGAGGAGCUCUCUCUCCUGUCUCGCACCUUCACAGUGAGCAGUGACCCACCCUCCUCCCGCUGUGCCUUCCCCAGCCCCCACCCCCUCCCUGCUCCCCUGCUCCUCCCCUCCAGAUCCUCCCCACAGAACCGCCUGUCUCCUCGACCGGCCUAUCUCCCUCAUGCCCCGCCCCCUUGCCCCAGAGGCCGCCUCUCCCUGUCGCUAGCCCCUCCCAGUGGGAGAGGGGCCCCAGUCAGUCUCCGCCCCCCUGCAGUGAGCAGUGUCUGCGCCGGCGGUCCUUCUCGGGAUUCCCGGCAUUCCGGGCGUUCCCGGCCUCACGCUCCCAGGUGGAUGAGCAGUUUGAGGAGCUGUACCAGCGCUAUGUGUGCCAGCCCAAACCUGGCUGGUCUCUCCCGAGCCUCUCCUCCCCGCUCCCCCGUGCCCUGGCUGCUCUCGCCCUGUCCCCUCUCUCCCCUCGGGUUCGCAAGCGGGGCCGGGCGCCAGAGCCCAACACCCCCAAGCUACAGGAGCUGUCCAUAGGCCUACAGCUUCCAUGAGCCCCUACAGGCCUGUGGGAGCUGCCCACACGUCUACGGGAGCUGCCCACAGGACUACGGGAGCUGUCCACAGGACUACAGGAGCUGUCCAUAGGCCUACAGCUUCCAUGAGCCCCUACAGGCCUGUGGGAGCUGCCCACACGUCUACGGGAGCUGCCCACAGGACUACGGGAGCUGUCCAUGUGCGUGCAUGCAUUCACGUGAUCAAUCAUUCAGUCAAUAAAGAACAUCCAAAACAUUAACCUCAUUGGAUUUGUUGUUGUAAAAGGGAGGUGGUACCCGCAAAGUCACUUGAGUUGAAAUUGGCGUUUUGUCAAAUUUGGAACUUCAUAUCUUUGUCAUUAAAGCAGGGGAAGCCAUGAAGGAAUAUUUACUCUGUCUAUAUUCAGAUUAUAAACUGAUUUUCAUAGGACUGCUCAGAUCAAAAGUUAUGGUCAGUUAUGGAUCAGAUGGCUACCAUGCUGAAUUGGCAAUUCAAUUAAUAGUGCCAUUAUUUAUCAAAUUCACAACUGAAAUAAAAAACUACAACCAUUCCACCGCACAA